Pogonomyrmex barbatus (red harvester ant) is the source of this 2775-nucleotide messenger RNA. It is a transcript of the gene centrocortin, whose product is annotated as cerebellar degeneration-related protein 2-like. NCBI's taxonomy places the organism in Eukaryota, Metazoa, Arthropoda, Insecta, Hymenoptera, Formicidae. The record is from RefSeq and is a predicted model, not a curated record.
GGCUGGCUACCACAGAACCACCAGAAGACCGGCUGCCUCCGACGGAACCGGUUGCGUGUCGGAAAGGGCAACGACGGGAGCUGGCAGGUCCCAUCACGAGCGAGCCAUGAACGGCCAGAGCAUGGACGUGGUCUGGGACCCGCAGACCCAGACUAACUCGUUAGAGGGUUGGGAUUAUUCUAUCGAGCUCGCGUACCUUAAGAGUCUUAAGGGAUCCUCCUCCGAAAAUAAUCUACAACUGGCGGCCGAAUUGGGCAAGACACUACUGGAACGGAAUAAGGAGCUGGAGAACAUCAUCAAGCUGCACCAGGCUACCGUGGAGGAGCAAACGCAAGAAAUCGAGUAUAUGAAAAAGCAGACGGCCGCCCUAAGAGAGGUGAACAAUACGCGACUGAAAGUCUACGAACAGCUGGAAGUCAGCGUGCAGGAUCUGGAACGUGCGAAUCAUCACCUGGUGAUCGAGAACACGAGCGAUAAGAAACUAAUCAAGAGCCAAUCCGUGACUAUCGAGAAUCUGGAAAUCAGAUGCGAGGAGCUUCAGAAGAAGAUCGACGACCUGACCGAACGAUUGCGCCAGCAUGCCGCAAGCCCGUCUAGGAAUCACGCGCAGCAGCAGCAGCAGCAGCAGCAGCAGCAGCAGCAGCAGCAGCAACAACAACAACAACAACAGCAGCAAUUGCAGCAGCAACAGAGCACCGAUUGGGAAACUUUGGAUACGGAAGGUGGCAGCGAGAAACAGAGAGCUGCCCCGAGCUCGCCGAAGUGCUCCCAAGACACGACUAAAACGAGCGUGACUAGCGACGAAGAGAUGACCGAGUUGUUGCGGCAGCUGCAGGACGCUCGCAAUCAAAGGGCCAGGGAACAGAAGAAGGUUUUCGAACUCAAUCAGCAGCUGGCCACGCUGCUGCAGGAGAAUAGCACGUUGGAGGAGCAAUUAACGGAAUUGCGUAACAAGGCGCAAGAUGUAAAGAGUCUGCAGGACGAGAUCAGCACCUUGGAGGAAGUCAGACGAGGUCAGUUAUGCGGACGUUGUUUACGCGGCAUGGACACGAGGACGCACGACGAGCUGUCCAUAAUGCUGGAUCAAGAGGAGUACGAUGACAUAAGUGUGGCCGAGUCGUUAAUCAGCGAGAAUCAGCGUGACUCCGAACUGACUGUGCAGGAAGUGACAAACUUCGCGAAAUCCAUGCCAAAGACCGAACAUAAAUGGUAUAGUUCGUUGUUGUGGAGGAUAUUUACUUAUAUGAAAGUGCCGUUGUUGCUAUGUCACUUUUCCGAAGCGAUCGUCUAUGUUAGAGCCCACGUCAUUGUUCCAAUAGCGCUCGCGCCUUUUCGAAUACCCUUGUUUGUUCUCCAGAAAAUGUCUCUGAUUGUCCUUAAACUUUGGCUGUUCAGACAUCGAACGCCGGAGUACCGACAGCUCUUCAGCGAGAUCUUCAGCGUUCUGAAACGGGCGGCCGAGGCGAAGGACGAGGGGGAGAAGUUGCCGUUGCUCGAUGAUCCCGCCACAUCGCAGACAAAGUACGACGCGUCGUUACAGGAAGAGCUGCAUAGCGAGGCGACGGACGACAAUCAAAGCGUCAUGUCCUCCAUGGUAUCGUCGGUGGUCUCGGAGCCGGUCUUCAGGGUGCAAUCCGCCAGCCCGGCCAACCCGAAAGACGGCCAACUAUCCGACAACAAAUCCAACAACACCACCAAUCAACAGCCGGCAAAGGACGGAGGCUGCAGAAUGGAUUACGUGUCUCUCAACUUGCGCGUCCGCAAGAAGUCUUCGGCGAAGAAGAACGCCGCUAAGAAGGCGCAUUACAACGACCGGUCGACCACGCCGGACGUCAUUCCCACGACAAAUCCGAAACUCGUGCCGCCUAAACCGAAUGGCGGUGGCCGAAGAAGGUUCAAACCGUUCAACCCUGCCGAACACGAGCACUCUAAUGCGUGGAACGGUCAGCAUAACGGACAUCCGAACCGGACGAGGGAUAACUGGAGGAAGCUGUACGGUCUUGCACGCGGUCCGAGCGAGCAGCAGCAGCAACAGCAGCAGCAGCAACAGCAGCAACAACAGCAGCACAAUAAUUACGAGUACAAGGAUUUCAAACCCAGCACCGCGUCGGAGGAGGUAGCACGGCUGAAGCGAUUAGAGAUGUCUUACGCAGAGGUUCUUCGUACGCCUAACAAUAAAUCCAGAGCCAAUAAUCAUUAUCGUAGAAAUUAGACGGAACGAAUGAACGCGGAUGGAACGAAACGCGUACACGAGGUGUAGAGUUUUAUAUUUGGAUUUUGAUUAUAAUCUUGGCUAUAUAGAGUAGAGAUCUCACGCGUUGAUCCUCGUCAUUCAUCCCGCGAUGAGACUCAGUAUUGUUUUGUACUCUCUUGUAAAUAUUCUACGACGCGGAUACGUGUAGCGAUAUGAUUCUAGGGCACUAAUUAGCGCGUCUGCGUUAGCUUUUAAGUUUGAACAUUUCGUAUUUCAUUGUAUAUCCCCUUCCCUUCCACGCGGUGAACGUACUACGGCGAGUAUUGACCCCUGGUGGUGCCGUCGUUAGUUCUUACGGAGAAAAAUUUAUUCAUGUGCCAUUUACUCUCCGUGUGUCAAAAUACCAACUUCCGACUUUGAAACUCGCACUAUUCUUCAAUAACGCAAACCCUCUUCCCGGAGAGGUGAUCCUUAGUGCAUGACCAGCAACAGCAUGCGUGGUGUGUUAGCUUUUGUAUUUUAUAGGUAUGAAUAUAUUGUGAUGAUGUAUGUAUAAAUAAAUAAAUUCUUUAUCGUAUUAA